Messenger RNA from Mya arenaria, 4006 nucleotides. RefSeq lists its product as uncharacterized. The transcript is spliced from 5 exons. The record is from RefSeq and is a predicted model, not a curated record. Lineage: Eukaryota; Metazoa; Mollusca; Bivalvia; Myida; Myidae. Bases 119 to 3796 code for a protein of 1225 amino acids.
CUGAUUAGUUCAGUGUUAAAUAAGGAAAACACACGUCAAGAAGGCAAUUUGUUGAACUGCGUAUCACCUGGUUUAAGUUGGAUUCGUCAUUGUUCCGUCCAAGCGCAGAUAUGACAGGAUGUCGAGUUACAAAAGAUUAUUUGAUGAAAAGAACAAUCAGAACUGGUUAAAAGUGUCUUUAGGUAUUAGCCUUACAAAAACGGCUCUUGAACCAUUCGUCGCCAAUGUCAUUGAGCAGUUUCAGAACGAUGGAUAUAAAUCAAUACUGCAGAAAAAAUGUCUCUUGCCUGGCGUUUCCUGUCGUUUGUGUUCAACCCAGAAUGUCAUCCAAUGCCCAACACAAGGCAUUUGCAAGUAUCUACGAAAUCGCACCUGCAAGUUUCAUCAAAACCAUACCUACAGGCAGUGUCCUAGCAAAAUUUGUAAUGAUUUCCGAGAGUGGAUACAGAUCCACCACCGUUUUGGAGGACCGUCCUGGAGAAACAGUGACGCUGGUAGAUGGAGCACUGAUUGGUGGGAGAUCGCCAAGUGCUACCUCCCGCCAGACGGGUACUUUGGUGUCCAUACGGUGGAAAUGUCGGACUUCAAUGGCCUCAUCAGCGUUAUCAUGAACUGCAAAUAUUUCCAAAACUACUUUACAGACAAUCUCGCCGCGGACUCAAAUGUUUGCACUAAGGUUAGAGAAAUCGGCCGAAAACUGAGGCAUGCUCCUGGUCUUCUGGUGACAGACGAAGAUUGGAAAAGCUGCUCGGAUGCUUUGAAAGAUUUACUUCAAGACCCAAAGUAUAUGAAAGGGGACAAUCAUACAAAAGAUGCCGUAGAUCAAUUAAACAAGUUGGAACAAGAUACACUGAAAGUGUCUGACGAAGAGGUACUGAAAGUACUGCAAGAUUCAGCGGAGACUCUGAAAAGACUGAUUGAAGAUAGUAACAUAAUUAAAGAAAAGGUUGAAGACCUUAAAUCGCUUGAACAUUACAUUGAAAACGUAAAGGGGUCUGUUCAAAAACAUGUUGCCCAACUCAGCGCCUGUGAGAAAACACACUCAGAUUUGAUUAAUGACAUGAAAGAAGACUUGGUCAUUUUCUAUAAACAGAAUUGCAGUCGUUUACCAUUUGGCCUGCAUGCAACCAAUACAAUUUCGCUCGUUGACAUAUUCGUGCCACCGAGUCUGGUCAAAAUUCAACUUGAUACGGGCAAUGAAAUAGGUACAAAGAAAUCAAAAAUUAGACGGACAAAAAUUAAACGUUUUGACAAAAUAUUUGUACACAAUCAUAAGGUGGCGAGGCGAAUUUACAUAAAUGCAAAAGCAGGAGUUGGAAAGACACUGUUUUGCCAGUUUCUUGUUAUUUUGUGGUGUGCCUAUCAGACGAAUGACACAGACACCAUUGAACUCUUUGAAAGGAGUGGAUGUGAAGAGUAUUUAAAAACACUCGAUUAUCUGCGAAACAUUGAAUUUUUAUUCUUUGCUCAUUUGAAACAGUCCGAUGCUCGUUUGUGUGAAGUGGAUGACAUUCUUCAUCGUCAGCUGAUAAACCGCUUGUCCAGAUCGGAAACCUAUGGAAAAGGGUGUUUGCAAGAUGUAAUGCACAAACACAAAUGUCUGAUUAUUCUGGAUGGCCUGGAUGAGUGGAAUCACCCAGACAGGGACACGUUUGAGUGUUACGUGGAAUGCAAAGACAUUCCACAUGAGCGAACGAGAAUCAACUGUACCUUGCUCAUUACAUCUAGGCCGUGGAAAUUGGGUCAUAUUAGCUUGCAACACGACAACGAAAUCAGUAUUGAAAUAGAAACCAUGCAUUCAAUCCUUAUUGAAAAAUUAAUUGAAAAGGCACACGCAAGUUUAAAAAAAAUGUACUGCAAUGAUAUUGAAACGGAGCAGUUUUUCAAAGAAGUUGAAAACAAAAAAAUGACAAGUCUUCUCAAGGUGCCAUUACUUGCAAAUCAGAUGCUGUGUCUUUGGUGUGAAGGACGUGGAAUAGGUGAAUCCAAAUGUCAGGUGUAUUGUAACACUAUGGGAACCAUGUUUGGUAACACCAGCCAUAAAGACGAGGCAUUGUAUGAAAAUAUUUUGGAAACAGAAUAUUUUGAGUUACCGGUGUGUGUCACUAACAAUAAAUUCUGCUGCAAAUAUUCAAAAGCAAUUGUUAAACUUGGCGAGAUUGCUUUCAAUGCAAUAUUUUGCCCUACACAACACGAAAAAGGUGGGCAACUCUACUUGACUUCAGUGCAAAGCAUCUUGUCUGAUCAGGAAGAAAAGUUAGCACUCAGAAGCGGUUUGCUUUCAAGGUCAUCAACACCACGUGGCUUCGGAAAAGACCAAUACGAGUACAGCUUUCUCCACAAAACAUACCAAGAAUUUCUUGCAAGCAUUUACAUGGCUUCGUUAUUGCCAGGAUACAAGAAGUAUGGGCAUAUGAAGAAUAUGUUCUUAGAAGCCCAUGGGAAGUUAUCGUCUGAGGUUUUUGUUUUUCUUUGUGGAUUAAGUAAGUCACUAGCACACACAGCUUCACUAUAUCUUUCUGACAAUUAUACCAAACAUUUGGUUAGCAAACAUGAAAUUCAAGUCGGUGAUAUCAGAAGUAUACAGGAAGUGUUCAUAGCAGGUUUGCAGGAAGCAAACCGAAAUUGCAUUACUGAAUGUAGCUUAAAGCUUCGUCAUGUCAUUUUAAACGAAAUCAGCCCUUCCCAAUGCGAUGUAAACGUAUGCGAUCACAUAGACAGAAGUGACAUGGUAGCUAUGUGUUUGAUAUGUGACAAUGACUCAACAUCGGUAACCAUUGACGAUUGCACGAGCAUGAUACAGUCCUCCCAAAAGAGCUUGAGAUUUGUGCAUGUAGACGGAGAGAAAACCGAAAACCUGAUGCUAAGCACCGUAAAUCUGGAGGAUUGUUGGCAUAUUCACACUCUUGAUCUGAAAGAGGUUGCAUUGAAAGGAACUCUGGACCUUUCCAAAUGUCUAUCUUUGUCCUCAAUUGUUUUUGAAUUUGUUACCAUUGACGUCGUAGUAUUUCCUGCUACACAUAUUUAUUCCUGCAUACUUCUCUCAUCGUUCGCAUCGAUAGAUAACGAUAUGGCAAUGAAGGUUACAUUUUCAAAGGGGACUAAAUUUUCAAGGAGACUACAUUAUAUGUUUAUUGAAUAUGUGACGGUACUGGAUGAUUUAGACUUGAUUGAGUGCAGCAACCUAUCCGUACUGGGUUUAUGGAAUGUGAAUGUCGAGAAAAUCCUUUUACAGAAACAAAUGUUGAAGUUCUGCUGUCUUGGUGACCGCAUUGGACGGCAAAAUUCACAAUGGUCUAAGGUACUGUGUUCCAUUCAAGGAUCUAUCCGAUUGCGAGAACUACGCCUUGGCGAUAUUAAGAAGGACGAGAUUUCUUUGAUCCAAGACGUUAUUUUAUCCAUGAAAAAUCUGGAGAUAUUGUACCUCUAUAACUCCGACUUUGAAGCAUACAACAUAUGCAUUCCGGACAAAGUUAGAUGGCUUAUUUUGAGACGAAUGAGGCUAUCGUCAGUCAGUUUGAAAACACUUGUCGACGCUGUGAGUUCAUUUGAACAUGCCGUAAGUGUUGAGCUAGAAAUGUGCGAGAUCACACCAGUCAAUGACGCGAGUGCUGAAGAAGUUGUGAAAAUACUGAGAGAGAAGAACGAUGUCGAGAUCGCUACCUGUGAUUUGACCUGUGGGAUAGGAACAAAACGGUGCACGUCUUUAUCAAACGAUCUUAAGAUUUGUCGUGUCCAGUAUUCCUAUAACCUCCGAAAGUUGAUAUUUAAAUCAGGCCAUUCUCUUUCAAGUUAAAGUAAGACAAGAACAAUGAAUGUUCCAACUAUCAUCCUUUUUAGGAUGCAUGGUUUCGUGUGAAUGUUUUUGUGUCUGUAGUAUUGUGUAUGAAAAAUAAUGAUGAUGAAGCUUUAGCUUUAUCUUGUUGAUGGCAGGUACAUUUGUGACAUAUAAGAAGAAACUCGAUGAGUUCAAGAUCCCGUUUCAUUAAAGAAAUUGUCUUCGUGU